Helicoverpa zea (corn earworm) is the source of this 6157-nucleotide messenger RNA. RefSeq names its product centrosomal protein of 97 kDa (gene Cep97). The record is from RefSeq and is a predicted model, not a curated record. Bases 299 to 2548 code for a protein of 749 amino acids. The transcript is spliced from 15 exons. Gene Ontology annotation, molecular function: protein binding. Lineage: Eukaryota; Metazoa; Arthropoda; Insecta; Lepidoptera; Noctuidae.
UUAUUUGAAAAGAAAAAAUGGCGAACACGAACAGUUAAUUCGUUGACAAAGUUUAUUGUAGUGAAAGCUGUGACGAAUUAAUUUUAAAUAAGUAUAUUAGAAAGUUAAAGUGACAUUAUUUACAUUUUAUUUAUUAAGAAAUUAGAGUAUAAUAUGAUAGAAAAGUUAACGAUUAUUUUAGCGUAAAAUAUACGGACAGGUUUGGAACGGCAAUUUACGAAUGUUGAUUUUAUGGGGAAAAUUACAUGAAAAGAAUUAUUUUCAUUAUUUUAAAUAACUAUGAUGUUGUGAUUAUAAAAUGGAUGAGGUGAAAAAAGAAACUGUGGACCUUUCGAGGCGUGGGUUGAAGAAAAUAGAGAAAGCGCCUGCGGAGGAAUCUAAGACGAUUAUUAAUUUAAUUCUAGACCAAAAUGAGCUGCAACGACUCGAUAAUAUCGACACAUACAGUCGUGUCGAAAAUUUAUCAAUAUGCAACAACUUCCUACUGCGAAUGCAUGGUGUCUCCCGGCUGACCAACAUCCGUAUCUUGGCUCUGAACAACAAUGGCAUUUUACAAAUUGAAGGACUGAAGGACCUCAUUUAUCUCAAAGUUCUAAAACUUGCAGGUAACAACAUAAAAUCAAUAGAACACUUGAACCAUAACAUGCAUUUGGAACACCUGGAUCUCUCCAACAACCAGAUAUCUUUCAUAGCUGAUAUAUCGUAUUUGAAGAGCUUGAAGCACUUAAACCUGGAAAGGAACCGAAUAUCAGACCUCAGACAGUGUGACCGGUACCUACCCACUCACUUGGAGCAUCUGGGGCUCGGUCACAACAGCAUCCAGGAUUUGAAUGAGAUCAGUCACUUGGUACAUCUGAACAAACUGGACAGCUUCUCGAUACAAGGAAACCCGUGUGUGGCGAUGGCUGGCAAGGACAAAUUAGGAUUUGAUUACCGGCCGUUUGUUUUGAACUGGAUAAUGAGUGUCAAAUCUAUCGACGGCUUCGUUGUCAGUGCUAUAGAAAGUUUAAAAGCAGAAUGGCUGUAUAGUCAAGGUAAGGGGCGGCACUACCACGCGGGACAACAUCAAGAGCUGUGCGAGUACUUAGCGUCUACGUGCCCUCUCACAGCCGACGCACUCGAGACCGAAGAUCAGAGGAAGUUACGCCUUAUCCUCAGUAAGGCUCAACAUCAUCAGCAACAAUUGAAAGACCAGAACCACAGUCCGUUGAAGCCAAAGUUGCAGUCGCCAAGAAUGCAAUCGCGUAUAUCCACUCCGCGUCACAUGGGCCGGUCCCCCGACCGCCUCACGUCGAGCUACCACUCGGCGCUCUCCAAGACUUCGUCGCCGUCCCACCAGAUGACGUCAUCGCUCAUGACGUCAUCGCUGUGCGGGGACCUGCAAGCGAUCCCCACUGCAAUGAGCCAGAGCUUCGACUCGCCCGGACUUAUGUACGCCACGGAGAAGCGUGACGUCAGGGAGAAGGAAAAGGAAAAGGUUCAAGAGAUACCACAGCCAAAACCAGUAAACCAUUCACUAGAAGCCGCUUCGAAAAUGGUGCCCGUACCUGAAUCGCUCAUGAGCCCCGACUACCAAGACCCCAUAUAUGAUAUCCAAAGAUCCAUACCAAAGCCCACGAACAACUCAGUACAUAGCGUGUCCAACACAUCGUCACAAUCCAGCAACAGCAGCAUUCACGAAGACAAACCGCGAACAGCGAAAAACAUGAAAGGCUCCCCUAAACUACCAAAGAGCGCUACUUCGUCGCCCAAACUAAAAACAAGGAUGGAACAAAGAAAAGGCAGCUUAUCCAAACUCGAUGUCAAGAAUGAUGAUAAGAAACUCAACGGUGUGACAAAUGAUUCGGAUCAAUUGGGUCCGGAUAUUAUGAAGCUGGCUUCUAAUCAGAGACGGCAGAAGAAAAUGAGUGUUGAAUCGAUGGCUGCUGUCACUAUACAGAAGAUGUGGCGCGGGUAUAGGAGUAGAAAUCUCAAUAAGGACACGCUAAGGAUUCUGCAUGCUAUACAAGCGGCGAGGGCGAGGCAGCAUAUACAGAGGUUAACUUGCGACAUGGAGGCUACGAAGGCUGCGUUAGAGUCUGAGCGCAAAAUACAACAACUGCAAAUGCAAGCCAUUAAUGCGCUAUGGAAGAAAGUCUCCACACUACAGGCUGCUGACACUCAGAAGCAAAGAUUAUCGGAGUCUGAUGACAACUCGGAUGCGUUGCGACAACUGUCGGAAACCUGUUUCAGCUUACAAGCUCAGGUAGCAGAGCUACAGGGGUGUAUGCAAGAGGUGCUGAAGGCAGUAUCGAGUAAGAGUCACGCGGAACCCGUCGCCACGCAAACUGAUAUUACGGCUAUUAUCACUCCGCAGGAGGAGCGCUGCACGUGGCUGCGGCGGCCGCAGUCGCUGCCGCUGGCGCCCGCGCACAGGGAACACACUGAAAAUGCAAACGAAACGGCUGCUCUGGGUAUAGAGCGGACCGAGUCCGUUAUUGAAGAGCAGUCUACGGAAACAAUCGAAGUGGAGGUUGAUUCGAGGGAUCGUGACGUUAUCGUUGAUUGAUAAGUGACCAUUAUGUUCAUAGGACAUUAUUUGAUGGCCAAUAUUGUUCGGGCUCGCUCGGUUCUCUCACGGCGAAGUUAAUCCAAUAUAUUUUGAAAAAAAGUUAUCUAAAAUGGUUUGACAAUUUGAUAGUAAAAGCACUAAAGUCCGUGAUUUCCUAAGGUAAGUACUUUGCUGAUAAGAUAACCUUUGUGUUUUUAACUUUUAGUUUCUUCAUCAUGGGAGAACCGCCAAAGAUAACUUUUCUAAAGAGAUAGUAUACGCAAGUAAUACACAAACGUCUUUUUUCACAAAAAAACAAACCUCUAUGUAGCUAGUUUAAGUUUUGUCGAUAUAUCCUGAAAAUGUUUUUAUAAUACGUGAUGUAAGUUUGACAUUGAUAUUCCAGUCCAUAAAUAUUGAAAUAAAUAAUUCAUCUUUCUCGUAAUUAUAAGAUACAUAAUGACAUUUUGACAAUGGCACUAUAAAGGGUUCAUAAUUUAUUAUAAUGUAUAAAAUAGUAGAAUUCUGUAGUAUGACGCGCAGCUAAAGAACCAAAGAUAAAACAACAUUAAAAUGUAAUUUUAUUCACUUCAUAAAAAGAGGUUUGUCUUUAUUUAAAAAUACCAAUAUACUAUCUCUUUAAAUGAACAAUUUAUUUUGGUUAUCUUUUAGAGAAGUGUACCUGUAAGUGUAAUCUUAAAGAAUCUUAGACUAAAGCUAAGGUUCAUAUUCGUGGUACGCUAAAGCAAAGCUUGGUUUGUGGGCUUGUUUAAUAGAAGUAAGAAGAAAAUGUAAUUUAAAAUUUAAAUCAUGGCUAAGUUAAAUAGUAAAAGGCAUCUCAAAAUGCAGCUUUAAAAGUUCUCUUUAUUAAUUAUUAUUUUAGCACUUUUUUAUCGCAGUUGCCUGCAAAGUUUCUAAUAUAAAAUAUUGAAUAAGUACUAACUUUUCUCCCAUCAAAAUCCAUUAGACACUGCACGAUUUUUCUUGCCUGUUUUAUAACUUGCCACGAAAGGGAAAGUUUAACAAAACAAGAACAAUUCCCUUAAGAUCGUUGGAUUUGUUGAUGUGAAAAAAAUAUUCGUCUGUGACAUACCAAAGAAUGUGAUAACAUUAUAAAAGACAACAAAGAAAAAAAACACACCGAAUUAAAUGCAAUAAUACUAUUCAUAUAAAGAAAAUUACACUAAAAUUAUUUUAAAUGUAUCACAAAGAAACUAAUUAGACUGGUUGGAAUAUAAAAAAUAUAAUUUCAUUUACAAUAAAAUUCUAGUUAUAAGAUGAUGCUGACAUGAAGUGACAUGUUAUAUCAACAAAUAUUUUGAAUGGCUGCUGAAAUGGUUUUUCCAAUUAUAUCGGUUGGCAAGCGUUUCCAACACCAAUUAAAACAAGACUGGAAAAGUUCUGUUCUAAUAUCCUCAUAAAUCUUUUUAUUAAAAUUGUUCUAUAAUUUUCGUCUAGGUACAUACAGCUUUUAAGCUUAAACCCGUUUUAUUUAAAAGUUGUUGAUUUGUAAUUAAUUGAUGCAUAAUAUAAUAUGUACUAUUAAAAUGCAACGUUCACUUUAGUAAAUAUUAGGUUUAAUAUUCGCAAAGCCACGGUUGUUGUAUUAUAAACGAAUAUAUUAAUAGUCCAAGUUGCUUUAACAGUCCAUGCACUUAUUUAUACACUGGGAUUGCAUUCAGUCACCUGAAUCAUCAUAAAAAUAAAGUAUUUAAGGGCCACAAUCAAGUCUACGAAAUUACCGUUUUAAGGCAGUCUAACAUCUUAAAGUUGUAAUAAAAUCGUCUAUUCGAAUAAAAAUCUGCCAGUUGUGACAGUGUAUACAAAGUCACCUCGUUAACGCACUGACGUCACUGCCAUUUUGCAAAUGAAUUUGCAUAUUUUUUCCACAUACCUAUUUUAUAUUCACAUUAACUGUAAACCAAUCGGCUUAUAAGUCAGUAUUAAUUGUUAAAAAUGCAUAUUUAUUUCUAGUUGUGGUACAUAAAUGUUAAUGUUUAUUUAGUAUUAAAUUAUACAAAGAAAAGAUAAUGUUCUACAUAAUUCUAGAUUAUUUCUAGAAUAUCGAUUUUCCGAAGAAUUUCUUUUAGGUUAGAUUAGAUUAUUCAGAUGUCAAUAGUCAACACCGUCACAACUUUUCAAGGUAAUAUACAAUUUAUUAGGUAUAAUGAAAGUGUUGUUGUAAUAGUUUUCAGAGUAACUAAAUUUGAAAAUAUAACUUAUGUACACAAUGCAAACAAAUACACAGUUGUAGCAGAAAUAAGUAAGCAGCGGGGCUGUCUUACAAAAUUAUUUCUGUACAAGUUGUAGCUCAGGACUUGCAGGAUUUAUUUGGUCGCACCAAGUUGGAAUUUUAAAAAUAUAUUGUUUUACUCACACACAGUAAGGGUUUUAAAACAUAUUGUCUCAAUCAAAACAGCAAAAAAUCACGGAAUUCUUAAGAAGUCUAUUAGUUUUAUGGGUAUUAUAAAAUGUGAAAACGAGAUGCCUUGCGUAUAUUGAGCUUUAUUUUUGUCGCGAUAUUUUUUUUUUAAUUUUGUAUUUUUAUCGUGUGUCUACUAGUUCAUGAAUCUCUACGCUUGAAUAAUUUUUGGAUAUGAUUUUAUUACUUUUUGUCUGUUAUAGUAUGGGACUACUUGAACUAUGAAUGUAUAGGUUGAAAACCUGCAUGUUUUUAUUGGAUAGUGUUCUUGAUUGAUAGAUGCGUGAAACAUUACAAUUAAGAAAACGACUCGUGCGAUAAAAAAAAGCUAUGGCAUGUGAUCCCUCACGAAGCUGAAGGAGUGUCAUGCGUGGGACAAAUAUUACAAACAUUGUUAAUUGUAAUAAUUCAAAUGGCCCCAUCCUAUAAAGAAGCUCUAAUAUGCUAAGUACUAGUCAUUUUUAACAACGCAUUGUCAUUUUAUUUAUAGUGGUCAGUGCAAUUAAUUUUAGCUUCGCCUUACAUGACAUAAUGUGUUCACAAUAUAUACAUUCUUUUCUUAAAAUACAUAUAUUACGUAGUUUGGUAAGCGCGGGUAGGGAUAGAUUGUUUCAUCGCGUCUCACUGUACUUUGUAAUAGAACAAAAAGUAAAGAGGAUAGAUUUCAUACACAGUCAAUAUUAUAAAAAAGUCGAGUGACUUUAUAAUGACGUUGUAUACAAGUAUUUUCAGUUUCGAAGUACAGUAAAACAAGAUGUGUUUGUAAGAAACUGGCCGAUUUUGGAUUAAUCCUAACAAAAAUGUUAACCGUUUAAACGUAAGAUAACUUGAUGUAAAAAUCUUUUGAUGAGUUCACAGUUAUUUUCUUAACAUAUUUAUUGAUAAUGAAAGUAUUCUUGUAAUCUGUCUCAUAAUAGUAAAAGUAAAUAGAGCUCAAAUACUAGAAAUCAUGUCGUUAUAACGUCAAAAAGACAUGAAUAACUUGAGGUAUUUGAGUCCGAAUACUUAGAACGCUUUUUUUCCGUUUUAAGUAUCCAAAAAAACGUUUUUUUUUUUCAAAAUAAUUGCGAACGCAUCAUGAGGUUCCAAAGACACUUGCCGUCCUGUGUAUGUCAUAAUUUCAACUUCAUCGCGUACCCACCUUAUUUGUUGUCCAUUACGUUAUAGCCUGUAUUUAUUAUGUUUUAUAAAACGAUUUAAAAAUA